Messenger RNA from Rhipicephalus microplus (southern cattle tick), 5168 nucleotides. RefSeq names its product alkaline phosphatase, tissue-nonspecific isozyme. Gene Ontology annotation, biological process: dephosphorylation. Gene Ontology annotation, molecular function: alkaline phosphatase activity. Lineage: Eukaryota; Metazoa; Arthropoda; Arachnida; Ixodida; Ixodidae. The record is from RefSeq and is a predicted model, not a curated record.
ACUCGCCAGCCGCGUGCGCGAAGCAGCAGCAGCCGACAUCGCGCGUGUCAUCUCAAACGCGGCGCAGCCUAGUCGAGUCGAACAUCGUGGCCAUGUCCCGCGCAGGGCUUCUGUUGUUUUGUGUCGUCGUGUGCUCGGCUCACGAGGUCACCACCACCGACCACUCCUUCCGCAACCCAAAUGCGGCUGUCGAAGCUGAAAGGACCCACUGGUACAACGAGGGCGCCAAGGGCAUCGGUGAGCGGCUGCAACGCCAGGCCAACAUGGGGCGCGCGCGCAACGUGGUGCUCUUCCUGGGCGACGGCAUGGGCAUCUCGACGGUGACCGCUGCGCGCAUCUACAAGGGUCAGCGGCUGCACGGCCAGAGUGGUGAGGAGCAGCAGCUCUCGUGGGACAAGUUUCCGCACGUGUCCCUCUCCAAGACGUACGGCCUGGACGUGCAGACGUCAGACUCGGCGAACACGGCCACUGCUUACUUGUGCGGCGUCAAGGCGAACGUCGAAACACUCGGGGUGGACUCUCGCAUCAAGAGCGGCGUCUGUCACAGUGACGAAAGCACGCACCUGCCGAGCAUCAUGCAGUGGGCACAAGAUGGCGGCAUGUGGACGGGCAUUGUCACCACAUCAAAGGUGACGCACGCCACACCAGCGGGAAGCUACGCGCACUCUGGCCACCGUGACUGGGAGGCGUCAGUGCCCCAAGGGUGCCAGGCCGAGGAUAUCGCCUACCAGCUCGUCAAUCGUAAUCCCGGCACUGGCUUCAAGGUGAUUCUCGGAGGCGGAAGAAAGAUGUUCCGAGCCACAAAGGAUGAGGAAGGCAAGGAUGGCAUACGCAAGGACGGCAAGGACCUGAUCAAGGAGUGGCAGGACGAUAGGUCAAAGAAAGGCAAUGCCAGCUACGUGUGGAACCGCCAGCAGCUGCUGUCGGUCAUGCCUGAAAAGACAGACUUUCUGCUUGGAAUAUUCGACAACGACCAUGUGCCUUACGUGAUCGAGCGCAAUAGCCCGGACAGCACGAAGCCCACCCUGCCGGAGAUGACCAGGGUCGCCGUGGAGAUCCUCAGCAAGGCUCCCAAGGGAUUCGUGCUGCUCGUAGAAGGAGCACGCAUCGACAUGGCCCACCACAAGAGCCAGGGUGGUUCGGCCCUCGAGGAAGCUCUGGAGUUUGACCAGGCAGUUCAGGAGACGCGCGACAAGCUCAACGCGGACGAAUCUCUGCUGAUCGUGACAGCCGACCACUCGCACACGUUCACAAUGGGCGGCUACCCGAAACGAGGCACCAACAUUCUUGGUAUAGCCGGAUAUUCAGACAUGGACCAAUUGCCCUUCACUGUUCUCACCUACGGAAAUGGCCCUGGCUUUAAGGCUCCAAGUGAGAACUUUACAAACGAACAAGUUGCGAAACCAGACUACGUGCAACGGUCGGCCUUCCCACUUAAGGAGGAGACCCACGGCGGGGAGGACGUGGCCGUGUACGCCACGGGGCCCUGGGCGCACCUCUACACUGGCGUCCACGACCAGUCGUACAUUCCGCACGUGAUGGCGUAUGCUGCAUGCGUCGGCGACUUUGCGGGAGACAAAUGUGCCACGCCCGACGACACGGCGGGUGGCGCCUCCAUCCCAGCAUCUCAGAUGGCCGCCGUAAUAGCCUCGGUGUUUACAGCUCUUCUGCUGCGGUGACCUGUCUAAGGAGUGCCGUCUACACCAAGGCGACGUUUGUUUUUUUUUUUGCCAUGUUCACUGGCAUGUUAUAAAGCCUUGGGUGGUCAUGCCGUUAAGAUGUGGGCCGUUAAAUCACGGAAAGGGACAGCUGACGGCGAGUUACGCUGCACACAUUGUAGAUAGUUUUACAUGACCUAGUAACCGGAAUCAUAAUAGGUUACUGCAGAAUUUUCGUAACAUAUUACUGAACUGGUAGAGGGGCGGUGAAAGGGAGAACCGCGUGACCAUGACGCAUGUGUGAAGUUGUGAAAUCUCGUUCGCCAAUCAUUAUUGCCAGUGUGGAAAGCAAGGCAAAACUCUGGUGCCCUCUAAUGCGCCACAUAGGCUUCGAAAACACGCAUUGACGGAUAUGGACAUGCGUAAAUUUUCGCAAAAACUUUCUUGCCAAGGUAUUUAGAGAAAUUAAUAAUCUUUAUUCGCGGGAGCUUCCUGCAGAUUUUCUCGCGUGACGGCACUUUUCUUAUUCUGGACCUCUUCCCCUCAUACUGGUCAGCAACAUGGCUGGCUCGACUAGCCUUCAUGAGCGUUUCGUAUGCGUAGCGCGUGCAAGUUGCCUGAAUUUGGAAAGCGUAUGCAGUUAUGUUACAUGUUUCACGGAAGCCCUAGUUGUCUCUUUGAUAAGGUUCUGCUACCAACCAACCCAGUUGUCACUGGUGCACUGUAACGCUAAAAUUGGCCAAAAAUGAUGCCCCUAAAGACACACAGUGACGUUCAGAAUAUGAACCAAGUACACAUAGUGCAGCACGCGUAUGAAGUGCGCUCGCGGUCUGCCUGAAUAACGUUUGAUGAAGCCUUCGGAAUGUGCAUUUUCCCACUGUUGCUUCCCAAGCAGUGCAGCAUGACUUUAAUGGGAAAAACAGCAAUGAUGUGAAUUCUGCAUAUGAACAGCAUUUUCAGUGUGGACAAAAUGGCCCUUAGAGCUUCCACGUUAUCAGAACGUGAAAAAAAAAAAACGUGUGCAGUAUUGACUCAUGUGAUCUAGUCGUGCAUUUGCCGUGCUCACGAAGACAUUUCGUCUUCCAACAAUCCCACCAACAGAAUGUUUGUUUCUCACGUCUUCCUUGACAGCGUUGUGUCUAUUGCAGUUUGCGGAAAUACUUAAAACGCAUGCUAGGGAUUAUUUGGUUGUUUUAUCGGUAUAGGACUUGUUAUCAACAUGAUCCCAUUUAUGACGUGUUUCUGUUGGUCCUCUGAUUUCUUCUUUCUCUUGAUGACGAACAUUGUGCUGACUAUAUAUAGAAGGUAUUCUUCAAUGUGCAUAUUCUAACGUUUGUGAGUGGUUUUCAGGGUAUACCCUGAACACCACUGACAAACCUUGUGCGAUUGAUGAUUUGCUAAGUUCGAAAAUCAGCGUGACUGAUGAAGCUGGACUCUGUGGUAUUGGGCAGCGUACACUGUUUGACGUAUUGAGAGUGGAAUGAAGGUUGAUAUUUUGCUUGAAUUGAUGUGUGCUACUUCACUUUUGUUCUGGUGCCUUUGAAUGCGUAUCUCACGCCGAGCUGUGUGCACCUCUUUAUUCUGCUGCUAUUUUUACACGCUCCUCCUGCAGUGAUAAUAUAGCUGCGUGUGGGAUUCACAUUUUCUUGUAGGCAUAUGUUCUAAUUGACACCGCGGUGUUUACAUGCCAACCGCGCGUAACAUAAAUUCCCUCUACUCGUACAACACCAAACGCGGAGCGAUGCUAUGAAAUAGCCAUGCAUUGUUUUCAGCUAACUAAGACUACUGCUAAGUAAAAUGUAGUAAAAAAUAUGACCCUGAUACAGUGGUGUCUGGGUCAGUGUAUUUUUCAGUGUAAUAAUUUCAGUUUCACGAAGAUGUAGACGUUUCAUUGCACAUUAGUACUAGUAAUAGAGAGUACAUUUGCUCAAUAUUCAUUUGUUCUCUACACUUGAAAAAAUCUCAUAUGUUGAGUAGCUACCAAGACAAAUUGUUCCGUUUGACUUCCAGUAAAAAUAAGUUAUUUCUAUUGAACAUGCUGUUGUACUUCCCUGGAUGUCGAUCAGUGCGAAGGAAUAGAUAGAGCACACAAUAACAAAUCACUGUUGUAUGGCGGUCUAAUUUUGCCUGUCUUUUAAUUGCUAAGAUCUACGUUCUCGCAGCUAGGAUCAGUGAGAAGUAAGGCUUACGGCGACCUUCGCAUUGACAGUUCACGAAAAGAGCGAAAGGGAUGCAAAAUCAAUGAAUCGACGCAAACUGGCGCUGACAGUACCAUCUAUCCGAAUCCCUUUCUGCUCAUUUGGGGCCGGUUGUACAACAAUGGCAUCUCAGCUAGCCCAGUUACGCACCUUCCCUUAUACUGAGGCGCUGUAGUUUAAAGAAAAGGGUGUCUUUCACAUGCGCGUGUACAAAAAUAUCACACUUCUGGAAUGCCUCAGCUUGUACGUCUGGUUAUGGAGGCCAGUAAUUGCAUCAAAAAAUUAUAUACGAGUAAAAGAAAUGAAACACGUAAAUAUGCCUAAGCCAUCAUUCACGGCACUUCGCGUCAUAUUUAACGCGGAUUGCAUGAAUAAACUGGCAACUUCUGCCAUAAAGCGUUCAAAAGUUCAUAGAGUAUAUGGGUAUAUACGUUUGUAUUGGGUGUUUUUUUUUUUUUUUGCAGAUGCGUGAAUGUUUAAUUGAGCACUCGUUACUGUGAAACAGCACAUCUUAUUUUCGAAUACUGGUUUAAAGCCAAUUAUUAUAUCAAUAGUAAUGCAGAAUGCCAGAAUUCCAAUUUACUAGUCAUCACGCCAUUGUAGAAGAACCACUAGCAGAAUAUUUCUGGAACAAGGUGGCUUUGUUAAGGGUCAUGAUUUGUAGAACGCUGCGGUAUUGUGUAUCUGUAUCCCCUAUGGAGCCACAAAAUCUUGGUUUGAAAUAUGCUGUAAAACACAUUCUGCAUCGCUUUGAGCGCUUUGAUUAACUUUGUUGUGCCAUGAAAUUAUCUGGUGCAGUGUAUAUCACACCAGGGCUCAGAUAUUGUGAACUCACGUAAAUUGACAGGACGGGCAUUGUCAGAUACUUGUUCCUGCCUGCCUCUGCUCUGUGACUCUUCUGCAACUGCCAGAAUCCAUGCGGCUUACUCAGCCGCCUACUGCAUACAUGCAUCCUGCGCUCACAGCAAAUGCACAGUAGUAUGCCUCCCAACUUUCAUGAAGCCUGCGCUAAUUAUUCAGCAAAGUGGUUUUUAUUGGUUUUAUAUUUGUAGUGAUGUGUAGUAAUUUUUGUGUAUGCUGUACUAUAGAAUUCUCUUUAAAGCUGAACCUUCAUUGGUGAAGUGUAGACAAGAAAUACUGCUUUUUCGACUUACCAUCACUCCCAUUACGCUGCUAUCUAUUCACUCUAUGAUUGCUCACUAGAACUUUGCAAAUGAUAUAUAGAAAUUGAUUCAAGCAAGAGAAACACUGUGAUAACUUUUGUGUUUAAACGACGUUUUGGCAUGUGGAAUAAACGAGUUUUUAUACGGUG